This is a messenger RNA of Pecten maximus, 2242 nucleotides long. RefSeq names its product alpha-1,2-mannosyltransferase ALG9-like. The coding region runs from base 23 to 1819 and encodes 598 amino acids. The transcript has 17 exons. Gene Ontology annotation, molecular function: alpha-1,2-mannosyltransferase activity. Gene Ontology annotation, cellular component: endoplasmic reticulum membrane. NCBI's taxonomy places the organism in Eukaryota, Metazoa, Mollusca, Bivalvia, Pectinida, Pectinidae. Gene Ontology annotation, biological process: protein N-linked glycosylation. The record is from RefSeq and is a predicted model, not a curated record.
UGAGCGGGUGCGGCGCAGCAAGAUGUCAGCCUCUACAAAACAGAGAAGGAAAAACUCGAAAACAGAUAAGGGUGCUCUCGACAUAAACAGAAGCAGUGUAGAGGUGCCCCCUGGUGGUACAAGCCCUCCAGAACAUCAGCCAUGGACUCCGUCAGCUUAUACAGCCUUCAAGAUUGUCCUGUCAGCACGACUGUGUGCGGCAGUGUGGAACAUUGUUGGGGACUGCGAUGAAACCUUCAACUACUGGGAGCCUGUACAUUAUCUUAUCUAUGGGUCAGGGUUUCAGACAUGGGAGUAUUCACCAGUGUAUGCUAUAAGGUCCUAUGCCUACUUGUGGAUCCAUGCGCUUCCUAUAAGAAUCUACAACAGCCUAUUCCAGGCAAACAAGAUUCUCCUGUUUUACCUGCUAAGAUGUAUAUUAGCUUUGUGCUGUGCAGGAUGUGAAAUCUAUUUUUACAGGGGAGUGUGUAAACAUUUUGGAGCCAACACAGGACGAAUCCUGCUCUUCCUUCUAUUACUCAAUACAGGGAUGUUUAUAUCGAGCUCUGCCUUCCUACCCAGCAGUUUUUGCAUGUACAUGACUUUCGUAUCGAUGGGAGGAUGGUUUCUCAGGCAAUACAGUGUGGCAAUCCUGGGAACUGCCGCCAGCGCAAUACUAGGGUGGCCAUUCGCAGGGAUUCUUGGACUUCCCAUUGCCAUAGAUGUACUUCUGAGGCGACGGAAAUUGAAAGAGUUUGUCUUGUGGAGCGUAGUUGGCCUGGCUGUGUUCCUAUUGCCGAUGAUAAGAAUUGACUACCAGCAUUACCUGAAGUUGGUGAUAGCUCCACUUAACAUUGUGAUGUACAACGUGUUCACCAGUCAUGGACCAGAUCUAUACGGGGUUGAACCAUUUUCGUACUACUUCCUGAACGGAUUCCUCAAUUUCAACAUCGUGUUUGUCCUAGCUUUACUUUGUCUACCAAUAACAGUAUUUGUAAAAUGUUUGCUGAAAUUAAAAAAUACAGACAUUCCAGUAUGGCUAGCUAUUUUACCUAUGUAUAUAUGGAUUCUCGUUUUCUUCACUAGACCUCACAAGGAGGAGCGCUUCCUGUUCCCAAUUUAUCCAUUUUUUGUUCUCUGUGGAUCGCUGAGCAUCGACUAUAUACAGAAGUUUUGGUGUUAUUUGUUUACGAGCCAGACUUCCAGGCACUAUACUGAACAUACAAACUGGAUUUCCCAGGUGUCAGCACUGAUAUUUUCUCUUGUGUCUAUAUCGAGGAUAUUCGCUGUCUACCAAGGUUACCACGCCCCACUAGAUCUGUAUGUUGGGCUUAACAAGAUUGCUGCUGAUCCAAAAAUCCAUACGCUCUCCACCGACAAACCAGUCAACAUCUGUGUGGGCAAGGAAUGGUAUCGCUUCCCAAGCAGUUUUUUUCUUCCUGGUGAAAACUGGAAACUGAAGUUCAUUGAGUCUGACUUUAAGGGUCAGUUACCCCAACCUUUCCAGACAGGCCCGGAUGCUACCAGUGUCAUCCCUAGUCACAUGAACGACAUGAACAGGGAGGAGAAAUCUAGAUAUGUUGAUAUCAGUAAAUGCCAUUACCUAAUAGACUUGGACUUGGACCAGGAGUCGCCACUCGAACCAAGAUAUUCACAAAAAAAGGACGAAUGGAAAAUCUUACUAUCUGUAGAAUUCCUCGAUGCUUCCAGAUCUCAUCGUUUCUUCCGAGCUUUUUACAUCCCAUUUAUUUCCAAUAAAUACUGUUCAUAUGUUAACUACAACAUCUUAAAAACAACACGGACGAAGCGAGGUUCGCGUCAGAAAACGGACAUUUCCUGAAGUUCCUCAGGGUCGUGUAUAAUGUGUUUAAAUGUAGAAUGAAUGUUGUCCCCAUGCUGCCAAAAGGUUGAUGGAUUUUACUGAUUAUAUGACAGGACAUAAUGUUUAAAAGUUGUCUGGCAGAUCAUUUUAUUUAUUGUUUGGUACAUUCAUACAUCUGUUCAUGGGUUAUUUGGAUUUUUUUUUCAUUUUUUUUUUUCUUUUUUUUUAUUAAUUUUUUUUUCUUUUUUCAUUAUUUUUUUUGUUCAUUAUUUUUAACUUCUUAAGUAAAAGCUUUAUUAAGAUUUAUUAGUUUGCUGAUGUGUUCAUAUGACAAAUAUGGAGGAUAUUGAAUGGUUUCCCGUCAAAUAUCAUGUACAGUAUGACAGAAUAUCGAAUUAUCCUGUGAUACGAGUGACAGAAUAUCGAUAUAUCCUGUCAUAC